AUGCAGGAGGCCGUAGGGGUCUUGCAGCAGCUCGUGGACUGCGACGAGGACAUGCUCGCCAUGCUCCUCACAGAAAAAGCCGCGUUGCAGAAGGAGAAGGCACGCGUCUCCAGCCAAGCGGCCCGACUGGACCUCAAUCUGCACUCGGACGUGGAGCUCCUGUUGGAAAACUACCUUCGGGAGUUGAUUCUCACGGGGCAGCAGAUCAAGAUGCUGCAGGCACGGGUUCAGAGCGCGCAGGAGGUGUUCUCCAUCAACGUGGAUCUGAUGCGGAACCGUGUGCUUCGUAUCACGCUGCUCCUGACCAUCCUCAGCACCAGCCUCGCCUCCGCCGCCACCAUUGGCGCCUUUUUUGGCAUGAACGUCCGGCUGCCCGAGUCCCUCGAAACCCAUCCGGAGGCCUUUGCCUGGAUCACGGUCGGCUCCAUCUGCCUGGGGGCAGGUCUCUUCGCUUUGGCCGUCGCCUUUGCCAGGGGGCACGGGAAGGAUCGGGUCCGUCGAGACCUCCAGUCCGUGGCGGCCUUCCAAUCCAUUUUCAAGCACAUCCGUUCCGUCAGUCAAGCCAUCUACCAGACAUCUCUAGACCCGAAAGAGGUGGCCAUGGGGAAAACGAAGGAGUCCCGCGCCUACUUUCGGAAGAUGCUCAGCGCGCAUCGGAACUACGAGGUGUCGUGGGAGGAGGUGGACGUCUUGAUGGACGUCCUCGGGGCCUCGGCCGACCAAUUCCGGCAACAACAGAAGUACAGCGACGAGACGAGCGAGGCGACCAUCUAUCGGAAGCUCUUCGAGUCCCUGGCCGCGCAGGAGAGGCAGGAGACGCCGGGGGACGAGGAUUUCGAGGCAGCGGGGAGAGAGGCGCGUGAUCGGGUGGCGGAGGCCAGGAGAGAGAGGCCGCCGGUCUGA
This is a messenger RNA of Nannochloropsis gaditana CCMP526, 903 nucleotides long. RefSeq names its product magnesium ion transporter mrs2. The record is from RefSeq and is a predicted model, not a curated record. Gene Ontology annotation, biological process: magnesium ion transport; transmembrane transport. The transcript has a single exon. Gene Ontology annotation, cellular component: membrane. Gene Ontology annotation, molecular function: magnesium ion transmembrane transporter activity. The coding region runs from base 1 to 903 and encodes 300 amino acids.